CCAAAGCGUGCUUUCAGUCUUCCUUUUCCUUAUCUCACAGAAUAAACGAUGCUUGUUUAUGAACUUGAAGAGCCAUGCGUUAUAUCGCUGUCAUCUUUUGCUGUCUGUGUGACUGGGGAAGCUUUACUGAGAUCCCUUCAAUGAGUCAUGUUGAGCGGUAUGAUGUAGUGAGACCUCAGCGACUCGGUGAGAACCACAAGGGCAUCAAUAAACAGACUUCGGAAUCAAACAAACAUGAAAAGUAUCCUAAGAAACUUCUAUAUCAGCUGUACUUUCAUGGAAAUAAUCAUACAGUACACUUGCAAAAAAACAGACUUCUCAUUGGACCUAAUUACACUGAAAUACGUUACAAAGCAGAUGGAUCAACUGUGAUCACAUCUCCAAAGCUUGAAGACCACUGUUAUUAUCACGGCCAUAUUGAUGGAAUGGAGGAUUCAUCAGUGAGUGUUGGAGUCUGCUCUGGCAUGAGAGGGUUUGUGAGGGCUGAAAAGCAGAUGUACCUGAUCGAGCCGCUGAGCGACAACACUGAAGGAGACCACGCCUUCUAUAAGCAGGAAUACCUCAGGAAGAAGAGGAGUGUUUAUGGAGACUCCAGUAGCGCAGUUUAUGAUAAGGAACCCAGAACAGCAGCCCUCUUCAAACGCAGUAGCUGGAAGAUGAAGCCGGUUUUUCAGACCCAGAGAUACGUGGAGCUGUUUCUUGUGGUUGACAAUACUGAAUACAUAAAAUUCAAGUCAAAUGAUGAGACGGUACGGGCAAGGAUGUUGGAAGCCAUAAAUCAUGUUGAUAAGUUCUAUCGUCCAUACAAUAUCCGUGUGCUGCUGGUGGGUUUGGAGGUGUGGAAUGUGAAAGAUCAGAUCCUGGUGAGUGUGAGUGAUAAUGACUCUCUCACCAGAUUUAUUGAGUGGCGUCAGAAGGAAUUGCUCAGAAGAGUCAAGCAUGACAAUGCACAGUUUGUGACUGGUGCUGAUUUUUUGGGCAACACUGUAGGGUUGGCAAACAAAUUUGCGAUGUGUACAGAAGCCUCUGGAGGUGUUAAUCAGGAUCAUAGCACGAGUCCACUGGGCUUGGCUGCAACCAUUGCACAUGAGAUGGGCCACAACAUGGGUAUGUCCCAUGAUGUACAGGGCUGCACUUGUGGCCUUUCUGACUGCAUCAUGACUGAAGUUGUAAACUCAGCUGCUUCAGUCUUCCCAGAGCAGUUCAGUGAUUGCAGUUUGGAUCAGCUGAGUAUAUUUCUGGAGAAUAUAAACCCUAGCUGCCUGCUGGACCGCCCCAGCUCCGACAGGAUUUAUGGUGGACCCGUCUGUGGCAAUUCUUUCCUCGACCCUGGGGAGGAGUGUGACUGUGGGACAGUAGAAGAAUGUAACAACCCAUGCUGCAAUGCCAAAACCUGCAGUUUUACCGAAGGAUCUCAGUGUGCGCAGGGAGAGUGCUGUGAAAACUGUCAGAUAAAACAAGCUGGCAGUCUGUGUAGGGCCUCUGUGAAUGAGUGUGAUCUGGAUGAGUAUUGCACAGGAAUGUCUGAAAAGUGUCCAGAAGACAGCUUUAAAAUGAAUGGGAUACCUUGUAGUUCUGGAGACAGUUACUGCUACAAUGGUCAAUGUCCAACUCUUCUUCAGCAUUGCCAGAGACUGUGGGGAAAAGAUGCCAGAGUGGCUGAACGUGUGUGCUUUUUCAGGAAUACACUUGGGAAAAAUGAUUCCCAUUGUGGAAAGAGAAAAUAUGACUACAAACGCUGUGCAGAACAAGAUGUAUACUGUGGAAGUAUAUUUUGCACUGGGGGUAAGGAGCUUCCCAUUACCGGUUCUAAAGUUAAAUUGGUGACAGCGGCUGGAAAAGAAUGCAACAUGGUCAUGGAGAGAUCUAAGGAAGACAACCUAAGCAUGGUACCUACAGGAACAAAGUGUGGCCAGAACAAAGUCUGCUUUGACAACAUGUGCCAGGAUGUGAAAGUGUAUGGUGCGAGUGAAGACUGCUCACGGAAAUGUAGAGGACAUGGGGUUUGUAAUCAUCAAAAACAGUGUCACUGUGAUCCUGGAUGGGCUCCACCCUACUGCGAUGUCAAAUAUGCAGACCUGCCUUCUGCAAAAAAUACGACAAUCAUCAGCAUCUCAGUUGUCGCUGGAAUCCUAUUACUAUUGGCUGCAGGAUUUGGAAGUUGGAUUUAUUGUAAAAAGAGACGGGGCACUGGCUUGAGGCGUAAAAUAAAAUCUGACUCAGAGAAGUUGAAUCCUCUUUUCGAGAACCCCGGAGCAAAAGGAAUGCUUUUACAGGAUCGUUUUGAAAUCAGUGAGCCUAUAUUUAUAAGUUCGACUGUGACCCGACCCGGCGCCUCAUGCACAGUCACGCCAACACAGAAAGCUCCACAACCUCCUCUUCAAAAGUUGGACCCACAGCCACCUCACACAGCUCCAUCCAUUUCUUUACCCACACAGAUGAAGCCUCUGCCUCUUUCUAAGCCUUCAUAUCCUCCUGGUGUGAAACAGGUGAGCAGACCGGCUCGUCCUCCUGUGCCUCCAUUAAAGCCAACCGUACACUCUGAAUCCUGGAAAAAGCAAGAGACUGAAAGACAGGAAGUGAAAAUUGCACUGAGGCCUGUGACCAUUCCAAGGAGGUGACUAUGAAAGGACUCAUCAGAUUAUUAAUGGAUUUUCAGACCACUGGAUGUAUGUGUGACUAAUUUUUUACUGGAGACUGGUGACACAUCAAUACUGUGUCCAUCUGCAGUCGUGUUCUUCUUUUUGUGCUUGUCUUCCAAUGCACAGAGCAACUUUAUGGAGAAUUAUGCUUGACAUACAUUUGUUAAACUCAGUUGAACUUGGAUUUUUAUAUACAUGGAAAAUACACUUAUAAAAUUCCAUCCUCCAUGUUGUAAUUUGGAUUACUGUCUUUACAGCUUGGGUACCAAUUUCAAGACCAAACCUGUACUUUUGCUUUUAAAUAUUAAGUAUUCAGACAUGGGAGUAUAAAAUGUCUAUACUGUAUAUUUAUAUAUUAUAUGGACACAAGUGUUUUACUGGGAAAUACGCUACUUGUAUUUUUCAUACGAGCUACAUCCAAGACAUGGAGAACCAAAACUGUGACAUAAAUCUCUAGAUGUCACUUGUGAGGAAAUCGAUGAAUUGUUUUGAUAAAUUUGGGUACUUUUUGUUUUUGAAUGUGUCUAUAUAAUAAAAAGAAAAUCACACGUUGGCUUGAAUAUAUGAAGUUUAUCUUCUCGUGGUGAAAAACUUGCAUUUUUCAUACAAAAUACAUCACGGAUCUGAGUGACAUGUUUCAGUAAUAUUGACUAGGGUUGAGUAGUAUAUCAGAUAUAUUCCAUUCAGCUAGCAUAAUACUGAACGAGUCGAAGACGAGUUCAGUAUCAUGCGAGUUGAAUGGAAUAUAUCUGAUAUACCACAAAAAAAGCCGGCUGAUAUUAUUAUUAUUAUUAUUAUUAUUAUUAUUAUUUUUAUUAUUAUUAUUAUACAUUCCUUUUGGAUGUUCAAGGUAUCUUUCUCUUUCAAAUUUCUCUCAAAAUCUUCCGUAUUUAACGAAGCAAACCUGGUGGCCAUGUUUGUUUACAAAUUGUCAGUCGCUUGCUAGCGUGAAAGUUUUACGUCUCCAACAUGUAAUGUCAUGUUGUCUUGACAACCAUGUAAUAUCGUAAACCAUAUUCAACGCUCAUUGUCCAUUGGGUAGAGUGGCUUAAUACAUGUAGGAUAAGCGAUAUGAUAACAAUAUUGCAUGCUAUCAAACCAAAUGAAUGAAACCUGCUAGAAGGGAAUAGAAUACAUGUUUUUAUUUUAUCCAAAAAAGUGUCCUGUAUGUGUAAUCAUUUCUGAUAUUUCACUCAGAUGACGCCACUCCCAGUGUUUCCUGCUAACUAGAUGCGUGUUGUCAAAAUGGUGAACCGGUUCAAAAUUAAAAUUUUUUUGAUUGACUUGCUUCUUUUUUUAAUGGUUAAUGGAUGUGUCCAUAUAAUAUUAAAAAAAUUAUACGGUGGUGCAAAGGUAUGAAGUUUAUCUGCUGAUACUGGAAAUAUUUGUACUCGUUCGCUUCACUCACUCAUGAAAUAUAUUUUCACCACUCGAAGAUAAACUUCAUACCUUCACACAACCAUGUAAUAUCCUCUGUAUACUGCACUGAAUGACUUUGUGGUGUUUUGCAUUUUUGUACAGUUCCAGUCAGAACUUUGGACACCCUAGAUUGAAUGUUUCAUCUCAUUAUCUCUAGCCGCUUUAUCCUGUCCUACAGGGUCGCAGGCAAGCUGGAGCCUAUCCCAGCUGACUACGGGCGGGGUACACCCUGGACAAGUCGCCAGGUCAUCACAGGGCUGACACAUAGACACAGACAACCAUUCACAGUCACAUUCACACCUACGGUCAAUUUAGGUGGUGUUUACAUUAGACUGUAUCCGUCUCGUUUUCGUCGUGGAUGCACUGUCCGUUCACAUUAAAAUGCCGGGAAACGACUCCACAGGCGGAACAACUUGAAUCCGCCAGGGCCCAUAUAUUCAAUCCAUUACGUAUCUGAUCCGGUGCUGUGUAAACAUUGAGAAACGAGGAUACGCUGUGCUGAGCUCUAGCUGACGUCGUCAUUGGACAAUGUCACUGUGACAUCCACCUUCCUGAUUCGCUGGCGUUGGUCAUGCCACGUACUGACGUCGUCAUUGGACAACAUUACUGUGACAUCCACCUUCCUGAUUCGUUGGCGUUGGUCAUGUGACGCGACUGCUGAAAAACGGCGCGGACUUUCACUUCCUGCUAUUUGUCCCGAAUCACUGCUCGUGCGCUUCACUCGCGCGCUCUGUGAGCUGCGCAGGGCCAGAGUGCGCACCCUCCAGAGGGCACUCGCUGUUCAGGGCGGAGUGAUUUGGAGCGCAGGAUGCCUGCGGAGCUGAGCGUAUCCAUGUAUUGGCGUUGCUGUGUGCACGCGAAUCGUGUAUUGGCGUUGCUGUGUGCACGCGAAUCGUUUUAAAAACGUUAAUCUGAUGAUCCGCUCUAAUGUAAACACCACCUUAGAGUCACCAGUUAACCUAACCUGCAUGUCUUUGGACUGUGGGGGAAACCGGAGCACCCGGAGGAAACCCACGCGGACAACAUGCAAACUCCACACAGAAAGGCCCUCGCCGGCCAUGGGGAUCGAACCCGGACCCUCUUGCUGUGAGGCGGCAGCACUAACCACUACACCACCGUGCCGCCCACUAGAUUGAAUGUAUGUUUUUAAUAUAUAUUAUCUUGGACAUAGUUAUAUAAAGUUUUGUAUAAAUUGUGUUUGUGUUAUUUUAAUAUUUACUAUGAUUUCCUUCUUGGAGUGAAAAUAAACUGCCCUUUUUUAUUGGUACAUACUGGUACUUUUUAAUAUUCUUUAUAAAAAAAAACAUUUCCAGAAAAGUCGGGAUAUUUACCAAAAUGCAAUAAAAACAAAAAUCUGU
Molecule: messenger RNA, 5419 nt
Organism: Neoarius graeffei (lesser salmon catfish)
Lineage: Eukaryota; Metazoa; Chordata; Actinopteri; Siluriformes; Ariidae
Gene: adam8b
Product: ADAM metallopeptidase domain 8b
Exons: 23
Coding region: 75-2621 (848 amino acids)
Biological process (GO): positive regulation of membrane protein ectodomain proteolysis; inflammatory response; regulation of cell-cell adhesion
Molecular function (GO): cell adhesion molecule binding; metalloendopeptidase activity
Source: RefSeq, a predicted model, not a curated record